AUGGAGCCGUCUUCCUCCGGAUCCCAACCUCCACAGAAAGCCGUUCCGAGACUGGCUACAGUCGGCUGGCGAACCAUGUUGAUCUUCAAUCUCGGUCUUGCAGCUUAUAUAUUUGCUAAAAAACGAGAAAAGGACAUUGAUGCGGGCGAGAAAAUGGUAGUUAAAAAGGGCAAAGGUGCGAGAAAGGGUGUUGUGAACGCCGAGGUCGAGAAGAAAGUUGCAGAAAGCAGCGAAGCUGGAGAAACUGACGAGGCUAAGAAACAAGAAACAGCAAUAAUACCGGAGAAGGAAGAAGCCAAACCGAUCCCUAAACCGGAUCCUCUGUUUGAGUUUACAGACGCAGCUGAUCAGCUGGUGUUUCAGUCUGCGGCAACCGAGCCUGUUACAGUGGCGAGGAAACCGAUUCCAGAAGACGAGCAGAGAGAGCUGUUCAAGUGGAUCUUGGAAGAGAAGAGGAAGACGGAACCAAAAGACAGGAAAGAGAAGAAACGAAUCGAUGACGAGAAAGCUAUCUUGAAACAGUUCAUUCGCGCCGAGAGGAUUCCAAAAUUUCUCCCUGAUGAUUCUGUUGAUUCUUCUCUUCGUGAUUGGGACAAGUUCUUCUCCAAGUAG
Molecule: messenger RNA, 612 nt
Organism: Thlaspi arvense
Lineage: Eukaryota; Viridiplantae; Streptophyta; Magnoliopsida; Brassicales; Brassicaceae
Source: the annotation of a GenBank genome assembly